Molecule: messenger RNA, 2884 nt
Organism: Acipenser ruthenus (sterlet)
Lineage: Eukaryota; Metazoa; Chordata; Actinopteri; Acipenseriformes; Acipenseridae
Product: vesicular glutamate transporter 3-like
Exons: 12
Coding region: 471-2252 (593 amino acids)
Biological process (GO): monoatomic anion transport; regulation of synapse structure or activity; neurotransmitter loading into synaptic vesicle
Cellular component (GO): synaptic vesicle membrane; excitatory synapse
Molecular function (GO): L-glutamate transmembrane transporter activity; neurotransmitter transmembrane transporter activity
Source: RefSeq, a predicted model, not a curated record
UUUGAGGCAGGUAAUAACUCCCUGAUAUACUGCACUCCUCUGUCUCCUGGUCAUGCUGUCACAUCCUCAUCAGUGCUUUGGAAAAAGAGAGUUCCCCCAUCGCUGCUGGACUGCAAAGGACCAAGUAGAAUGUGCAACCAACAGUGACCAAGCAUAAUUGUAUGCUUCUUCCCUUAAAAACAGAAAAAAAACAUGUUAAUUUGAUAAUCAAAUGGCCCUUCAUGAUACUGGAUCUUUAGUUGGGAAUGGUAUGGUAUGCUAAUGACUUAAACAGUAAGGAUUCUUCAGUACUCCUCAUCCUCUUCAACUUGCCAUAGCAACUGGUUGCAUCAUCAGACAAUCAAAGAAACCAGAAGGAUCAGGUGUGGACUGACAAAGGAGAAACACAAACUGCUUGAGGAACUUGAAAAUAUGACCAAGGUGUAGUGAUUGGAAUUAUAAAGGAGCAAGAGAGACAAGUCAGACCAAAGAUGCCUUUUGGAGGAUUCAGUGGGCUGAAAGAGAAGAUCCUCAAACCUGGCAAGGAAGAGGUUAAGCACACCGUGGGGGACUCCCUGGGCAAUCUACAAAAGACAAUUGAUGGUUCAAAUGUAGAGGAAGAUAACAUUGAGCUGACGAAGGAUGGCAGGCCAGUACAGGCCACGGUACGGAAGCCCCCGCUGUGUGACUGUGGCUGCUGUGGAUUGCCUAAGCGAUACAUCAUUGCCAUCCUGAGCGGCCUGGGCUUCUGCAUUUCCUUUGGAAUCAGGUGUAACCUGGGAGUGGCCAUUGUGGAGAUGGUCAAUAACAACACCAUUUACGUCAACGGAACAGAAGUGAUGCAGCCAGCGCAGUUUAACUGGGACCCGGAGACGGUGGGUCUGAUUCAUGGCUCAUUCUUCUGGGGUUAUAUUGUUACUCAGAUCCCAGGAGGUUUCAUCUCUAAUAAACUGGCUGCCAACAGGGUAUUUGGAGCUGCCAUUUUUUUGACCUCAAUGCUUAACAUGUUUAUACCAUCUGCGGCAAGGGUCCACUAUGGCUGUGUUUUGUUUGUGAGGAUCCUGCAAGGCCUAGUAGAGGGUGUUACCUACCCAGCAUGCCACGGGAUGUGGAGCAAAUGGGCACCCCCACUAGAACGAAGCAGGCUGGCAACCAUUUCUUUCUGUGGUUCUUAUGCAGGAGCUGUGAUUGCUAUGCCUUUAGCUGGAGUUCUUGUGCAGUAUGUUGGAUGGUCUUCUGUUUUUUAUGUUUAUGGAGUGUUUGGCCUGAUGUGGUACACGUGUUGGCUGUUAUUUGCCUAUGGAAGUCCAGCUGUACAUCCCACCAUAGAUGAAGAAGAGAGGACAUACAUUGAGACAAGCAUUGGAGAGAGCGCCAACUUACUGAAUGCUAUUGAGAAAUUCAGUACUCCUUGGAGAAAGUUUUUCACAUCAAUGCCAGUAUAUGCCAUUAUUGUGGCAAACUUCUGCAGAAGCUGGACCUUCUAUCUGCUGCUGAUCAGCCAGCCUGCCUACUUUGAAGAGGUGUUUGGAUUUGCCAUCAGUAAGGUGGGGCUUCUGUCUGCUGUUCCUCACUUGGUUAUGACAAUCGUUGUCCCCUUUGGAGGGCAGCUGGCAGACUUCUUGAGGAGCCGAAAGAUUCUGUCCACUACGACGGUCCGAAAAAUCAUGAACUGUGGAGGGUUUGGAAUGGAGGCCACCUUUCUUCUUGUUGUGGGCUAUUCUCAUACAAGAGGUGUAGCUAUCUCCUUCUUAGUUCUUGCAGUUGGAUUCAGUGGGUUUGCAAUUUCAGGAUUUAAUGUAAAUCAUUUAGACAUCGCCCCUCGAUAUGCCAGCAUUCUAAUGGGAAUUUCCAAUGGAGUUGGAACGUUGUCUGGAAUGGUGUGUCCGCUUAUUGUUGGGGCCAUGACAAAGCACAAGACCCGUGAAGAGUGGCAGAAUGUAUUCCUGAUAGCAGCACUGGUGCACUACACUGGCGUGAUCUUCUAUGCCAUCUUUGCCUCUGGUGAAAAGCAGGACUGGGCUGACCCAGAAAGCACCAGCGAGGACAAGUGCGGAAUCAUAGAAGAGGACGAGCUGGCGGAGGAGACUGAACUGAACAGAGAGGCAUUUGUCAGCCCAAAGAAAAAGAUGACCUAUGGGGCAACUGUCCAGAAUCAAAGCACUCGCAAGCAAGGAUGGAAGAAUAAAAAGAGUGUCACAGUGGACAUGCACGAAGAGGAGCAGGCCUCUUAUCACUAUGAAAAUGGCAAUUACCAGGAUACAUCACAAUGACACUGAAUGGCUUGAGCUGUGACUUGUAGGAUUGACAAACUGAUUGGAUUAACUGUUAGAGUAACAAAAAGAGCAAGCAACAGAGACCAAAAUAACAUCUCAGAAAAGAAAGUCUAAUAUUUUGCAGGGAAUACCCUUUAAAAGAGAAUGCAUUUAAAAACAACAUCUUCUAAGAUAUUUCCUUCAGACAAAAUGUACAUUUUUGUUAGCCUUAUUUUGUUUAUGCUUAAUUUUGAGAGGUGCUAUGAAUUCUACAAAUUUAAAGACAUGAAACUUCAUAAAGAUACCCAAUACAAAUAAUACUUGUUUUUAUUGUAUAACUGAACAGGACUGUAGGGAAGUGCACCCAGAUACAAAUCUAAAUAAAGCAGUUUUAACUUCCAGAGCCAGAACUGACCACAUCAAUACAGUACAAUAUACUACAAUAACAAAGAUCUGAUCAAAACAAACUGAGCCAAAAAGUGUGGUUCAGUCUAAGGCAGGAAUAAGACAAAGAGUCCAUUCACAUCAAAUGCUACGCAAUGUGUCAGAGCCUUGCACUGUGAUUGUAUUGAAAGCAUCAUAAAGCUGUCAAAGUAGAAAGAAAACAGCUGCUAUUAUUCUGAAUGGAUAUAUUGUGUGUUUGAAAUAAA